AUGCGGGAGGUGAAGCUGGAGUCCGACGUCAUCUAUCCUACUUUCUGGAGCGUUGGGAUCAGCGCGUGCGAGAUGGGCGAGCAGUGGCAGCGGGCCCUGGCGCUGCUGAGCGAGAUGCGGGGGGCGAAGCUGGAGCCCAACGUCAUCUUCAGCUACAACGCUGGGAUCAGCGCGUGCGAGAAGGGUGCGCAGUGGCAGAGGGCUCUGGCGCUGGUCUGCGAGGUAAAUGAAGCGCAGCUGGAGCCCGAUGCCAUCAGCUACAACGCUGGGAUGCUAGCGUGUGAGCACAGCGGGCAGUGGCAGCAGGUAUUGUCGUUGCUCAGCAUAGCGAAGGAGGCAGGUUUGGAUACGGACGCUGACAUGUAUACUACUGUGACUAAUGCAUGCGAGAUGGGCGGGCAGUGGCAAAUGGCAUCGUCAGUCCUCAAUGAAUUGUCGUUGAAGUUUGGGCGCUACUUUGUCGAGUAG
Molecule: messenger RNA, 468 nt
Organism: Prorocentrum cordatum
Lineage: Eukaryota; Dinophyceae; Prorocentrales; Prorocentraceae
Source: the annotation of a GenBank genome assembly